AUGACUCCUACUCUGCAAUUUUUUCAUAAACAUGUGAAGAGUCAUAUUAUAGACUCUAAAACUGGAGUAACUUGUCCGUUUACAAGCUGCUCUGGUAAUAGCACUAUUUUUCUCAGUGUUAAUAGCUACACCGUUCAUGUUUUUCGAAAGCAUUCUAAUGAGGAAGAUAUUGUAGACAUUGGGCAGGUAGAUGAAUCUGUUGAAAAUAAUUUAAGGGCCAAGGAAAAUGUUGUAAGCAGUUUUUCCGAAUUUCAGAAUGUAGAUGCGGAAGCUUCAACAAAAACUAACGUUCAGACAGCGGAUCCUUUAGAAAUGUCUAGUGUACCGUGCUUAAAUGAAACGUUUUUAUGUAGUGAUGUAUUGAAAAAUACAGACAUUCCUGAGGUAACUAAAAAGUUUGCUGAUUUGUGCUUAACCUUGACUACUAAAUAUCAUGGUACGGUACCUAUGAAGCAAGAAGUUGUUUCAAACAUAAGGAAGAAGUUUGACGAAAGUUUUUCGGAGUUUACGGAUGCUUGCGAUGCUAAAAAGGGUUCUUUGAGAAAUACAUACAAUAGGAAAAUAUUUUACCGCCAGAAUUUGAAUCUAAUUCUACCAGUGGAGGAAGAACUUCUCAAUGAUGAUGGCGAAGAUACGGGACGUCGUUACAGUUAUGUUCCAAUUUUAGACACAAUAGCGUUGAUGUUAGGAGACGAAACAAUUCGUAGGCACUGUGAAAACUUCACUUUACCAGACAAUGGACGCAUCAUGUUUGAUAUUACAGAUGGUGCAAUAGUACAAGAAAACGAACUCAUUAAAAACCAUAAGGAUAUCGUACAGGUACGUCUUUUCACAGAUGCGUUUGAGGUGUGCAGUCCAAUUGGAGCGUCAAAGAAGAAAUUUGAAAUCGUCGCUGUUUACAUGGCUUUAAUCAAUUUACCUCCAUAUUUGCGAACGAGAAAAGAGAACAUACAGCUUGUUCUUCUAUGCUUAGAUUCUUAUAUAGCAGAAAUUGGAUGGGCUAAAAUUUUAGACAAGGUAUUGACAGAUUUGCGACAACUUGAAUCACAGGGUAUAUCUUUGAUAAUUGACGGCGAGUGUAAAACUUUCUUGGGCACAUUAAUUGCGAUACUGGGUGAUAAUUUGGGCAGUCAUCAGAUCGGCGGUUAUACUGAAAAUUUUAGUAAGUCGCACAAUGUCUGUCGCUAUUGUGAAAUAUCGCGAGAUGAAUUUUACGCGGACGUAUUUUGUAAAAGGGUUUCAAGAACUAUCGAAACUUACAAUCAGUGCGCAACUGAAGCAGAAUCAACCAAGAAAAUGGUGAAGGGAAUCAAAAGUAAUUCUCCUUUAAAUAGCUUGAAAUACUUUCACGUAUCAACGCUAGGUUUACCUCCCUGUUUAGCUCAUGAUAUUUUUGAAGGGUUCGCAAAAAAGGACAUGCUCUUAGCCGUGCAAUACUUCGUUGCACAAGGGUGGUUCAAAAUCGAAUUUCUAAAUUAUCACGUGAACAACGCAAAAAUACUCUCUGAAAACGCCGUCUUCAUUCCGCCCAUAAAGCUAACGGGGUCUAAAAAGACAAAAUUAGAUGGUACAACUAGCCAAAUAAGGAGAUUAAUUUUGCUAUUUCCACCAGCAGUUGCCGUGCAAGUAAAAGAUUUUGAAGAUCCAGUAUGGAAAUUGGUGUUGCUUCUCUGA
Belonocnema kinseyi is the source of this 1674-nucleotide messenger RNA. RefSeq lists its product as uncharacterized. The record is from RefSeq and is a predicted model, not a curated record. The transcript has a single exon. Lineage: Eukaryota; Metazoa; Arthropoda; Insecta; Hymenoptera; Cynipidae. The coding region runs from base 1 to 1674 and encodes 557 amino acids.